UGCUAUUCAAUAGGCCUAGAUAGAGCCACGUUUGAUAUUUACGUAUUACUUUGAUGUCGUAUUUAUCGUACUGACAUGUAUUGGUUAAUAUUUGACUCUCCAAGAUGAAUGACCAUUUCAGGAGCAGUGUUGCGUAUUGAAUGGUCAGCUUGGCUAAUAUUUCUGCGUAAACGUCGUGUUAUACUAAGCUGUACCCUGGCGAGUGAGUGCCCAUCGUCCGACGGUGAUAAUCACCCAGAAAAGCGCGUUUGUUUGUUUGUUUGGACGGCUGGCUGGCGGAACACACGCGCGCACACACACUCAACACAGCGUGGCCACCGCUGUCCAGCGUGCUGAGUUCUGAAUCCUGCACCGGUCUCCAGGACGAGAGGAGGGAAGGAAGACAAAAGGAGAAGAAGAGAAAGGAGUGUGGGAAGGGGAGGCUACACUGGACAUUUAGCAGGGGAUGGAAGUGAAAAUGUCACCCAAUAAAUCGAAAAUUAAUACGCAGAUAUGACUGUUGAGCAAUCUCGUUUGGGGUGAGUUUUUGCCAAGCAAUUUCACCAGCUAGACUCCUGAUGAAAAUAUGGAAUGAAAUAAUUUUAUGACAACAGUUUCAUGAUUCUCACCAACCAGUACAAUUAAUGAUAACGCAAUGUUUCAUAAGCACUAAAAUGUAGUGUCUGUACACUAAAGGCAGUUAUCAAAAAGUAGACUACUAUUUAAAUAUACCGGAUUCUACACCACGGACCGUCUAGCCGCCAAUAUGGGACUGUGACCGUGCUGCGAGCAACUAGAGGCGGUUGUUUAUGUGGUCUGUGCUCCGUGUGCGGACGGAGUGCGGACCGGACCUGAGCAGCAGUGAGACAUUGAGCCAUGGCAGCCGCUAUUGCCAGCGGUCUGAUCCGGAAGAAGAGGGAGGCACGGGAGCAGCAUGUAGACCGACCACCCCCAAACAGGCGGAGGAAGAGCCCCAGUAAGAACAAGGGGCUCUGCAAUGGCAACCUGGUCGACAUCUUCUCCAAAGUGCGUAUCUUCGGCCUGAAGAAGAGGAGACUACGGAGACAAGAUCCCCAGCUCAAGGGUAUAGUGACCAGGUUAUAUUGCAGGCAGGGAUACUACUUGCAAAUGAACCCAGAUGGUUCUCUCGAUGGGACCAAGGAUGACAGCAGUAACUCCUCUUUGUUCAACUUGAUUCCUGUGGGUCUCCGAGUUGUUGCGAUUCAGUCUGUGAAGACAGGGUUAUACAUCUCCAUGAACGGGGAGGGCCAUCUGUACACAUCAGAACUCUUUACGGCGGAAUGCAAGUUCAAAGAGUCUGUGUUUGAGAACUAUUAUGUGAUCUACUCGUCGAUGCUGUACAGGCAACAGGAGUCAGGGAGAGCUUGGUUCCUGGGGCUCAACAAAGAGGGCCAAGCCAUGAAGGGGAAUCGAGUGAAGAAAACAAAACCAGCUGCUCACUUCCUGCCCAAGCCAUUAGAAGUUGCUAUGUACAGAGAGCCAUCGUUGCAUGAUGUAGGAGAGACCAAAGCGCCCAAAACAGCCGUCCCUCCCAGUAAAAGCACAACCGACCCCCCAGUGAUGAAUGGAGGCAAACCAGUCAGCAAGCCUACUACUACUACUACUACUGCUACUGCUGCUAAGCCCCCCACAUAGCCACAAGUCACCUGGUGUGUGUGUGUGUGUGUGUGUGUGUGUGUGUGUGUGUGUGUGUGUGUGUGUGUGUGUGUGUGUGUGUGUGUGUGUGUGUGUGUGUGUGUGUGUGUGUGGCUGGAGGGAGUGAGGGAGGGACGUACAUGAUGGAGUCAGGGAUUUUCCCUACCAGACUCAAAACCUGCACCCUCUUUCUUCUGUGGAUUAGUUCCAGGCAAUCUCUCGGUCCUUCCUUCCUUCCUUUCUUCUCCUCUCUCUCUUUCUUUCUUUCUCUUUAACUCAUCAAUGGGGGAUCGAUGCAGAAGGGUGGUCGCCUCCGCCCCCACCCCCCAAAACAGAAGGAAGAGUGACUCUGACAAUGGAAUCCGUAAAAAUGAUGUGUGUUUCACGGCCACAUGUGAUACCUUGCUUGCUGACGGUAACCCAAGACCACCACCUCUACAUAUAUGCCCUGUUGCAACAGUGUGUGUGAUUAAGAUCUAUUUUCUAUACCACAGUGCACCAGCUAUGUUCUGGGGUAGAUGCUUUACACACAUAGUAAAAAAGAAAAUGGACUGCUAUCUUCUACUUUUUACAAGUAUAUUCCCGUCUCUUUCUCUUUCUAUUCUCACAUUUUUCUCUUUGUUGAGUAACUUAGAAAAAAGUACAUUUUGCAGGGGCAGUGUGUGGUUUUGUAAUACACGCAUUCAUGCCGAUGUAUACUCAACACACACAGACGCAUUGACACUGAAAUACACUCUUCUUCCCAUACACAACACAUACACACACAAGAAAUAAGAUGCCACCGGUGGCUUGGUUCCAGGGACUCAUUUAGGAAGUCUGGUGUUAGGGAAGCACUACAGAUAUGCACGCAGG
Oncorhynchus nerka (sockeye salmon) is the source of this 2487-nucleotide messenger RNA. RefSeq names its product fibroblast growth factor 14 (gene fgf14). Gene Ontology annotation, molecular function: sodium channel regulator activity; growth factor activity. NCBI's taxonomy places the organism in Eukaryota, Metazoa, Chordata, Actinopteri, Salmoniformes, Salmonidae. The coding region runs from base 856 to 1635 and encodes 259 amino acids. Gene Ontology annotation, cellular component: cytoplasm; nucleus. The transcript is spliced from 5 exons. The record is from RefSeq and is a predicted model, not a curated record. Gene Ontology annotation, biological process: regulation of voltage-gated sodium channel activity.